Molecule: messenger RNA, 1256 nt
Organism: Ilyonectria robusta
Lineage: Eukaryota; Fungi; Ascomycota; Sordariomycetes; Hypocreales; Nectriaceae
Exons: 2
Coding region: 201-1121 (306 amino acids)
Source: RefSeq, a predicted model, not a curated record
CGGAGACCUGCAGAAGAAUGCACUGCCUCAUCACCCCACCACCUUCUGGUUUGGCUAACGGAUCACUACGGCUCCCGAUAGGACGAAUGGGACCGUACAGUACAUACUUAGCGACUCGCCCACCCAAAAACUUUGUAGGGGCCAUUCCCACGACCCAUCGCCAGCAUCGCCUCUUGUGCUGUCAGUGAGGCCGAGAUUUAAUGCCUGUCGACGAUUUGGAGAGCGGAGGCUCAACACGGCCGCCCUCCUCCAUUGCUGCCGCCGGUUCCUUCGUCGAUGCGGAUGCGCCAAUCCAGUUGAACGACGACAACAUCACCGAAUGGGUCAUCAACCACCACGCUCCGAACCUGAUUGAGGAGCUCGAUGAGCCAAACCUGAGUAACCUUUCCGCCUCAUGGACGAGUCUUUGCCAGGGUCUGCUUGCCCUUCGCAACGGUUCAUCCAAAACCAGUCAGCAGAAUGGAGGCCCUGACCAGUCUCGGGUCGGCCAGAACAGGAGGAGAUUGAGAAUCAGCUUUGCCGAGCUGCAAAGAAUGCGAAUCCGACAGCUCCAGUGUGAGCUCACCAAAGACGUCAUCCAAAUGCGCUGCGAUGGAACCAACGCCCCAGAAUGGGAGACGAGGUUAAAAGAGUACACCCAGGCACUCAAAGACCACGACUACAUGACCGAGUGCAGCCAGCGACCGAGGGAUCCCUUCCUAGUCACCGGAGAGUACACGGUCGACGACUACGUCCUGACUAGCAUGGCAUCGUCGAGAAACGGCCUCCAGAGUGAGAAACUAAGGCGGGUCGCAUCGCAACACGUUUGGGAGAAGCGCGAGGAAUUCUCCACCAUAUGCGGCACGCGCAACGAGAAUGAACGGAUGGCUCAGUUGAAUGACUUUCAGAGGCGUCUGCUCGCUGCUGCGAUAGGCGGCGUCUUCCUGAUCGGACCCAUGUGGGUGAUGGUGCUCGUGAACUCAUCGCUCACCUCGCUCCUCGUCACAACAUUUUCCGUCACCUUCUUUGGCCUUGUCAUGGCUUCGUCGCUGAAAGACCACAAGGAUGUCACAGCGAGCACAGCAGCGUAUGCGGCGGUACUGGUAGUUUUCGUGGGGACGAAUAGUUCCGCCAGCUCGUGAGCCCGCGCGGUGUGGCGACCGUCUAAUUCUGCCUCGAAGAAUUUACAGUGCCGACGCGGGCUGCAGGAUGUGAGCUGGAGGUGGGUAGGUAGGUAUGUAGGUAGGUAUGUAGGUAGGUAUUGAAGGGUACCUACC